GAUUCGCUCUCCUUCCGGGCUGUCACUCGGGUUCCGGAGCGCGCAGGAUGCGGACGCCGGCCAGGGAGCUCUUCCGCGACGCCGACUUCCCAGCCUCGGACUCCUCACUGUUCUCCAGCUUCUCCACGCCGCUGGCCCAGUUCCGUGAGGACAUCACGUGGAGGAGGCCCCAGGAGCUGUGUGCCACCCCCAGGCUGUUUGCAGAUGACCCGCAGGAAGGACAGGUGAAGCAGGGGCUGCUGGGAGACUGCUGGCUGCUGUGCGCCUGCGCCGCCCUGCAGAAGAGCCAGCGCCUCCUGGAGCAGGUCAUCCCUCCGGGACAGCCGAGCUGGCUCGACCAGACGUACCGGGGCUCCUUUACCUGUCGAGUGUGGCAGUUUGGACGCUGGGUGGAGGUGACCAUAGAUGACCGUCUGCCUUGUCUUGCAGGGAGACUCUGCUUCUCCCGGUGCCAGAGAGAGGAUGUAUUCUGGCUCCCCUUACUGGAGAAGGUCUACGCCAAGGUCUGCGGGUCCUACGAACUCCUGUGGGCGGGGCAGGUGGCGGACGCCCUGGUGGACCUCACCGGCGGCCUGGCGGAGAGGUGGAGCCUGAAGGGCGGGCCCGGCGGCCCGGAGCACAGGACCUGUCGGCGGCUGCUCGGCCUCAAGGACCGCUGUCUCAUAAGCUGCUCGGUGCUCAGCCCCAGAGCAGGUGCCAGGGAGCUGGGCGAGUUUCACGCCUUCAUCGUGUCGGAUGUGCGAGAGCUCCGGGCGCGGGCUGGCCGGGCCCUCCUGCUGCUGCGCAUCCGGAACCCCUGGGGCCGGCGGUGCUGGCACGGGCCCUGGAGAGCGGGGGGCGAAGGAUGGAGCCGGGUGGACCCCGCGGACGAGGCUGCGCUGCUGUCCCAGCUGCAGGAAGGAGAGUUCUGGGUGGAGGAGGAGGAGUUCCUGCGGGAGUUUGACGAGGUCACCGUGGGCUUCCCCGUCACGGAGGCUGGCCACCUGCAGAGCCUCUACUCAGAAAAGGAGCUGUGCCACACUCAGGAGCUGCCCGGGGCCUGGGUCAAGGGGCAGUCGGCGGGUGGCUGUCGGAACAACAGCGGCUUUCCCAGCAACCCCAAGUUCUGGCUGCGGGUCUCGGAGCCGAGCGAGCUGUAUGUUGCCGUCCUGCAGAGGCCCAGGGCGCGCCCCGCGGUCCGGGCAGCCCGGGCUCGGGCGCCGGACGGCGGGGCGUCGUGGAGCCCUGCCAGCCCCCGGGGCAAGGACUACCAAGCUGUGGGCCUGCACAUCUGGAAGGUGGAGAAGCGGCGGGUCAGCCUGCCCAGGGUCCUGUCCACGCCCCCCGUGGCUGGCACCGUGUGCCACGCCUACGACCGCGAGGUGCACCUGCGCUGUGAGCUCGGCCCCGGCUACUACCUGGCCGUCCCCAGCACCUUCCUGAAGGACGUGCCAGGGCAGUUUCUGCUCCGGGUCUUCUCCAGUGGGAGGGUCUCCCUCAGCGCCGUCAAGCCGGCCGCCACGAGCACCGCCUCCGGGGAGGCCCAGCCCGCGGGGGAGUGGGAGACGGUGCGGCUGCGGGGCUCCUGGAGGGCCGGCCACACGGCGGGGGGCAGCAGGAACUUUCCCUCCUACCCUCGCAACCCGUGCUUCCCCCUCACGGUCCCCGAGGGCACGGGCCCCCGUUGCAUCCGGAUCACCCUGCGCCAGCACUGCCGGGACAGCGAGUGCCACCCCAUCGGCUUCCAUGUCUUCCAGGUUCCGGCGGAUGGCGGGAGCCCGGGCGCCUCCCAGCUGCUGCUCCAGGACCCCAUGCUGAGCUGUGUGCCACACUGCUACGCCCAGGAGGUGAGCCGGCUCUGCCACCUGUCGGCGGGGACCUACAGGAUUGUACCCUCCACCUACCUGCCAGACACAGAAGGGGCCUUCACGGUGACCAUCGCCACCAGAAUAGACAGGCGCUCCAUUCACAGCCAGGAAAGGCUGGGGCAGCUCCUCCAGGAGGCCUCCUUCAUGGCGGUGAUGAAAACCUAACCGGUGACCCCCCUGUGUCAGCUCGGGCCGCUGGGGAGGUGUGAGAGGCUCCCUCCCACCGUGCCACCAGACUCCGCGCUGCGGCUCACGGUCCUGAGCUGGACGGCCACACGUGCCUGUGGGCCCAGGCGGAGAGCCCCUUCCUGCGGGGAGGUGACCGUGGGCUGAAGCCGGGGCCUUGGGAAAGGCGGGAACAGCCCUGCACAGGCGUCUUGGUUCCACGCUGCUGAGGCUGGAGCGCUUCCGGAAACCCUCCGUGGCAUCUGUCCCCGCUGCGGAGAGAGGCCUUGUGGCGGACGAGAGUGUGUCAGGACCGAUCUUGUUUAGGACUGUUUAUGUCCGGUGUUGUUAGGCUGUAACUUUAUAAAUAAACGUGAGUGCUGAGCAGUU
This is a messenger RNA of Hyaena hyaena (striped hyena), 2402 nucleotides long. It is a transcript of the gene CAPN10, whose product is annotated as calpain 10. Lineage: Eukaryota; Metazoa; Chordata; Mammalia; Carnivora; Hyaenidae. The transcript has 12 exons. Gene Ontology annotation, biological process: proteolysis. The record is from RefSeq and is a predicted model, not a curated record. The coding region runs from base 48 to 2012 and encodes 654 amino acids. Gene Ontology annotation, molecular function: calcium-dependent cysteine-type endopeptidase activity. Gene Ontology annotation, cellular component: cytoplasm.